AUGAAGCUCAUGAAAUAUUUGACUUUUAGCUUGAGUUUAAUGAUAUUGAUAGUAAAUUCCAACCCAACGCACGAGGAUGAAGAACGAUUGAAAAAAACAUUGCUUUUGAAUUAUACAAAAGAUAUAAGACCUGUUACUAAUCUGUCUACACCUGUUGAGAUAGAUGCUUCCUUGAUGCUUCACACGCUGUAUGACUUGGACUUCGUAAAUAACUUACUGAUUGCUCGGUAUUUGUUCAUCCCAAGUUGGACUGAUGAAUAUCUGACCUGGGAUCCAUUGGAAUAUAACAACAUUAGUCAUAUGUAUAUACCAAAAAAUAAAAUAUGGACGCCAUCUCUGAUGAUGUGUAAUUCAGUGAAUGAGGAAGAUAAUAGCGAUAUCAAUCGCGAAGUAAUCGUUCACUCUAACGGAACAGUUGAGUUGUGGUCCCUUAAGUACAUGGAGACAUAUUGCCUAGUGAACGCAUACACGUAUCCAUUUGAUGACCAUGAAUGUAAAAUAGACAUUUGUGUUGCUUUACAUGUUCCCGACGAAACACGAUUAAAUUAUGUAUAUUACUCGAGUAUGAAUGAUUUAGAAAACUACAAGUGGGAUAUUCAUUUCUAUGGUAAAGCAAGUGUCACAAACGAUGGCAUCAGUCAAGCAUUUGUGGCAGUGCAGUUACGACGUAAAAUCACGAUAGGAAUAGUAGCUAUGUUGAUUCCAACAGUAAUGAUGACUAUUUUAACUCUUUUUGUUUUUCUUCUGCCUCCUGAAUCAGGAGAGAAAGUUUCUCUAGCAAUGACAAUAUUUUUAUCAAACGUCUUGUAUCUUGUUCAAAUCGAUAAGAAUACACCAAAAAAUUCGAAAUAUCCUUCACUGUUCAUACUAUAUUUAAUGUUAUUGUCAAUGUUAAGUGGUAUCGUCACGCUUGGAUCGGUGGUUAUAAGCAAGUUGCAUGUUAAUCAAUCAUCUCAAGAAAAUAAAAACAAAACUCAAAAUAACAAAGUGGCAGAUGCUUCAUUAAUUUCCACGGUAAAAUCGCAAACUCUUAAUGAUAAUGAACUUCAAAGUAAGAUAAAGAGAAACUGUAUUUCCGAUCACGAUAAAAUUGAUGCUAUUCGAGAUAUUCCACCCGCUUCUUUAACAAAGUUACGAGAAUUUGCUCGUUUGACUUCGAUUAUAUUAACAGUAAAAUCUCUUCCGACGCACGAGGAUGAAAUACGAUUGAAAGACAACCUGCUGUUGAAUUACAGAAAAGAUAUAAGACCUGUUAUUAAUUUGAUCACUUCUGUCGAUAUAUAUACUGAUUUGGAUCUUCACACACUCUAUGAUUUGGACUUCGUAAAUAACAUACUCAUGGCUCGGUAUAUGAUUGCGCCAUAUUGGAUCGACGCAUAUCUAAUCUGGAAACCAUCGGACUAUAACAACAUUACAGAAAUAAAUCUGCCAAGACAUGAAAUAUGGACCCCAUCUCUUAUAAUGUGUAAUUCAGUGAAUGAACCAGAUGAUGCCAAUACCGAUCAAGAAGUCAAGAUUUAUCAUGAUGGAACUGUCGAGAUGUGGUCUCUUAAGUACGUAGAGACCUAUUGCCAAGUGAACGCUUAUACGUAUCCAUUUGAUGAGCAUAGAUGCGAAAUACAUAUGUGCGUUGCUGUGCAUUCUAUUCGUCAAACGAGAAUACAAACAAUGUAUUACAAAAAUCUAAAUGUUACAGAAAACUACAAGUGGGAUGUCAACAUGUUUGGAGUGGUAUCUGCAGAAAAUGAUGAGGGUAGUCAGGCAGCUGCGGUGAUGUAUCUCCGACGAAAACCUACGAUAGGAAUCAUAGCUAUGCUGAUUCCGACUGUAAUGAUGACUAUUUUAACCAUUUUCGUAUUUGUUCUUCCGCCUGAAUCAGGAGAGAAAGUUUCUCUAGCCACGACCAUAUUUUUAUCAAACGUUUUGUAUCUUGUCGAAAUCGAUAAGAAUACACCAAAAAAUUCAAGAUAUCCUUCACUUCUCAUGUUGUAUUUAAUGUUAUUGUCAAUGUUAAGUGGUAUCGUCACGCUUGGAUCGGUGGUUAUAAGCAAGUUGUAUAUUAAUCGGUCAUCUAGGGAAAAGAAAUCGGUUUCGACAGACCUCAACAAAAACAAAUCUCAAAGUAAGAACGUUGCAGAUAUUUCAAUGAUUUCCAUGGUAAAAUCCGAAUCACUAAUUGCAGAGGAACUUCAAAGUAAGAAAAAGAGAAAUUGUAUCUCCGACUACAAAAUGAAGCUCAUGAAAUAUUUGGCUUUUAGCUUAAGUUUAAUGAUAUUCAUAGUAAAUUCCAACCCAACGCACGAGGAUGAAGAACGAUUGAAAAACACCUUGCUUUUGAAUUAUAGAAAAGAUAUAAGACCUGUUACUAAUCUGUCUACACCUGUUGAGAUAGAUGCUGACUUGAUUCUUCACACGCUGUAUGACUUGGACUUCGUAAAUAACUUACUGAUUGCUCGGUAUUUGUUCAUCCCAUGGUGGACUGAUGAAUAUCUGACCUGGGAUCCAUUGGAAUAUAACAACAUUAGUCAUAUGUAUAUACCAAAACAUCAAAUAUGGACGCCAUCUCUGAUGAUGUGUAAUUCAGUGAAUGAGGAAGAUAAUAGCGAUAUCAAUCGCGAAGUAAUUGUUUACUCUGACGGAACAGUUGAGUUGUGGUCUCUUAAGUACAUGGAGACAUAUUGCCUAGUGAACGCAUACACGUAUCCAUUUGAUGACCAUGAAUGUGAAAUAGACAUUUGUGUUGCUUUACAUGUUCCCAAGGAAACACGAUUAAAAAAUAUCUUUUACGGGAAUAUGAAUAUUACAGAAAGCUACAAGUGGGAUAUUCAUUUCAAGGGUACAGCAAAUGUCACAAACGAUGGCAUCAGUCAUACAUCAGUGGUAAUGCAGUUACGACGUAAAAUCACAAUAGGAAUCGUAGCUAUGUUGAUUCCAACAGUAAUGAUGACUAUGUUAACUCUUUUUGUUUUUCUUCUGCCUCCUGAAUCAGGAGAGAAAGUUUCUCUAGCAAUGACAAUAUUUUUAUUAAACGUCUUGUAUCUUGUUCAAAUCGAUAAGAAUACACCAAAAAAUUCUAAAUAUCCUUCACUUUUCCUGUUAUAUUUAAUGUUAUUGUCAAUGUUUAGUGGUAUUGUCACACUUGGAUCUGUGGUUAUAAGCAAGUUAUAUAUUAAUCAGCAAUCUUAA
Molecule: messenger RNA, 3186 nt
Organism: Octopus sinensis (East Asian common octopus)
Lineage: Eukaryota; Metazoa; Mollusca; Cephalopoda; Octopoda; Octopodidae
Exons: 5
Coding region: 1-3186 (1061 amino acids)
Biological process (GO): chemical synaptic transmission; nervous system process; signal transduction
Cellular component (GO): neuron projection; synapse; membrane
Molecular function (GO): extracellular ligand-gated monoatomic ion channel activity; neurotransmitter receptor activity; transmembrane signaling receptor activity
Source: RefSeq, a predicted model, not a curated record